This is a messenger RNA of Megalops cyprinoides (Indo-Pacific tarpon), 1469 nucleotides long. Its product is annotated as calsenilin-like. NCBI's taxonomy places the organism in Eukaryota, Metazoa, Chordata, Actinopteri, Elopiformes, Megalopidae. The transcript has 9 exons. The coding region runs from base 153 to 923 and encodes 256 amino acids. The record is from RefSeq and is a predicted model, not a curated record. Gene Ontology annotation, cellular component: nucleus; voltage-gated potassium channel complex. Gene Ontology annotation, molecular function: DNA-binding transcription repressor activity, RNA polymerase II-specific; potassium channel regulator activity; RNA polymerase II cis-regulatory region sequence-specific DNA binding. Gene Ontology annotation, biological process: negative regulation of transcription by RNA polymerase II; regulation of potassium ion transmembrane transport.
CACACUCACCCACUGUCUUUCUUGCGCGAAGUAGAGCACUGGGCAUUUAUAUGACAGUCCAGCUGUCAAGAGUCACCCGAGAGAAAGUGAGUGAGAACACAACGAAGACCACAGGCAGCACAACACGAGUGCACGCAGAUUAGAGGAAUACUAUGCAGGCAGAUGGGAAGGCGGUGGAUGGCAGCUUGCUGGCCGAUGCUAACGGGAUGGAGCCAGGCCCCGGAGGCCAGAAGGAGGGCGGGAAGUGGCAGAAACCCCGGCUGACACGCAAGGCCCUCAUGAAGUGUUGCCUGGUCAAGUGGAUCAUCGCUAGCGCAGCACCGCAGGGCCCAGACAGCAGUGACAGUGACCUGGAGUUGUCUACGGUGCGGCAUCAGCCAGAGGGGUUGGAGCAGCUGCAAGCCCAGACCAAGUUUACCAGGAAGGAGCUGCAGUCACUCUACAGAGGAUUCAAGAAUGAGUGUCCCAGUGGACUGGUGGAUGAAGAGACCUUCAAGUCUAUCUAUUCCCAGUUCUUUCCUCAAGGAGAUGCUACAACGUAUGCUCAUUUCCUGUUUAAUGCAUUUGAUAUAGACAGAAAUGGUUCUAUCCGGUUUGAGGAUUUUGUGAUUGGACUCUCUGUGCUCUUAAGAGGCUCUGUGACAGAGAAACUCAAUUGGGCUUUCAACCUCUACGACAUCAACAAGGACGGCUACAUCACCAAAGAGGAGAUGCUGGCGAUCAUGAAAUCAAUCUACGACAUGAUGGGCAGGUACACCUCCCCUAGUGUGAGGGAUGACGCCCCCUUUGAACAUGUUGAAAAGUUCUUCCAGAAAAUGGACAGAAACCGAGACGGAGUGGUGACCAUUGAUGAGUUCAUAGAGACCUGUCAGAAGGAUGAGGACAUUAUGAGUUCCAUGCAACUCUUUGAGAAUGUCAUCUAGCACAACGAAACAUCUCCAAAAUAAACUAUCCUGAUAUCCACUGGCAUCCUGUGUCGAUAAUCUCGCCAAGCCCCUGACUCCCAGCACUCAGCAUGCUCCUUUGCCUAGUACUAGACCCUGACAUGGGUGAUAAGUAAACACAGCAGACUUUUUAUGUGUGUGUAUUUAAAGGAGAGUCCUGCAAGUGCUGGGUUCUGUAGCAGAAAAAGACAAGGCACUGGACCCAGCUUUCACUUGUUUCAAGGAACCUCUGCUUUGAAGGAAAAAAUGUGAUAUUUUUUUUCUGACAGACCUAAAGAAGAAAAUGGUAAAAGAAAUUAUGCUUUUCUCAUAUUGGAUUUCAAGAACAUCAGGAAAUGGGGAAUGAAAGUACUAGAAAGAUCUGUUUUUACUCAGUCUAUGGUCACUUCUGGUUCAGAGGCCUGCAACUUUCAUGCAGCCUCCUGCUUUCCUGACCUUGGAAGCCCAGCGGGGCCAGACUCAGACUGCGGAACAGAUUUUCAAGGACUAUCAGAGCUUGGGAGAGUUGAGAGUCGAGAGCUGGUG